GUAAAUGUCAAAUAUUUGAGGUUAUAAUUUUGUUUAAUCAAUAGCGAAAUUGAACAAAUCCAAAUAAUGAAUAAUAAGUUUUUCCUUUAAAUAUUUAUCGUUAUUAAAACUAUCGGCAUCAAUCUUGAGUUAUAUAAGUGAAUAAAAUAGAAAUCUAAUAGGAAAUGGCACCGCCCCCAAUAGUAACAGGUUUGUCUCCGAACGAAGGUCCCCCGGGAACGAGAAUCAAAAUCCGGGGGGAAAAUUUCGGCUCCCAACCUAGCGACCUGACAGGACUCACAAUUUGUGGUAUGGAUUGCCUGUUAACAGCAGAAUGGAAAUCCCCAAACAAAAUCAUAGCUAUAUCAGGUCCCGUAAAGGGUAAAGGAGACGUUAUUGUAACUACCAAAUAUGGGGGAACGGGCACUUGCAAUGUAACCUUCAGGGGAUACCAUCUGGCCACAAUCGGCCCCAUGAAGGAAAGCGCUGUAUGGGUAGAAGAAACCCCCAUGUACUCCUGGGGUCGUCACUCUUUAAGCCCGAGCAGCUUCCAACAAGAAGAUCCCCUCGGCCUCUCAGUGGAAGAAACGGAAAAUAAAAUAAGCGAAGAAGACUUGCAAAACUAUUUUCCAGGUAAAUGCGGUGAUAUCGGUAGCCCUAAUUUCUCGCCAGCUUGGUUUCUCCUGGAAAACCACCAUGCUACGAGCUUCAACGAUAUGAAAGCCGGUUUGAUUUACCUUAUUAGAAAAGUACAGCACCAAAAAGUCGGCCAACUUUCCUUUCUAAAAGCGAAUUUAAACAGUGUAAUCGAUCAAAUCGACACUUUAACUAAUUUACGUGAAAAAUACGACAAAGAUUUGUCGGUAUUCGGCAGUACGCCCACCAUUAAAUUGGAACGAGCCAUCAAAGAGUCGGAAAGAGAAGCGAGGAAAUUAUUCGAUGACGUUUUAGCUAGGAAAGAUCGAGCGGAAAAAACGAGAAACGCUUUAAACGUAUUACAAAGAUACAAAUUUCUGUUCUGUCUACCGUGCGUUAUAGAACGGAACAUAAAAAAAGGAGAAUACGACAUCGUCAUAAACGAUUACAUGCGGGUGAAAAACUUAUUCGACAAAACCGAAGUGCCCAUUUUCAGGGAGGCCCUAAACGAAGUGGAAAAACGCAUAGUGGACUUGCAAACCAAGUUGCACGUUGACCUGCAAUCCAUGCCCGUCACGGUCGAGCAACAGAAGCGAUUGAUUCGCUAUCUAAUAAGCCUCGAUUAUCCGCAAGACGCGGCUUGGGACGCCAUUAAGAGCCGAUGGGAGCACAUUACAAAGAGAUUCAAGGAAAUAUACAACUUCCACAAGACCAACGACAAAUCGGAGAGCGCCAAGAAACAAAACUCCGCGUCUAAAUACUCUAAAACCCAAAUCGAAAUCAUCUCUGUGCCGGCCUGCAUCAAUUUCAUCGAUGAAAUAUGCGCUGUUACCUCCGAACUGUUUCCAGAUUUCUGGAAGAUCGGCCAAGCCUACUUCUCCGGCGAACUUCAAAUUAAAAUCGAAGCCGGAAGACAGGUGGAGUAUAAGCACAUGGUAUUGACAGCGAUCGAAACCUUCUCGAAAUACGUCCGAGCCAGCAUUAUACCAAACACAUUGGACAAAUCCGAGCGCGCCCAGUACGGCUCUUUAAGCAGUCUGGAACGCGACGAAGUCGCCCUGUAUCUUCCGGAACUCCUGCGCUCCGUUCGAUCGACCUACUCCACGCUCAUUCAACUGGAUUUGCCCAACGAAGCGUUGGAUAUAAUCGGCGGUUUAUUGGUCGAUUUGCGGAUCCACUGCAUGAGCAUUCUCUUCCAGCAAACCACCGAGCAAAUCAAGCAGCUCACCGAGAACUGGAAGAUCAGCUUCAGCGGCAAAUACGCGGGCGUCACGGAUCUGCCUUUGAAGUUUCUGAUGCUCGUCGAGGACGUUAUUCAAAUAGUGAAGGAGUCCGCUCUGUCGGCCGAACAACGGGAGAGUUCUUUGUUAGAUAACGCGUCCGCUCAAAAGGAACUUGAAAGGCAAGUCGAUAAUAUAUUGUCGGCUUUCUAUACGGUGCUGAAUAAUCUAUCAUCGAAUGAGGAUUACGAUGAUUGCGAUAAUAAUUCACCGGUCGUUUCGCAACUAAUCGGAACACCCGUGGGUACUCACAAAACGAGCGGGGCUCAAGACAUCCCGACGUGGGAACACAGACUGCUCAUAACGAUGUCAAAUUGCAUAUUCACCAAAAAUACCAUACUAAACGAUGUUUCGCAGAAAUUCAAAGAAACGGGCUUCACUUCGAUAGACGCUCCUAUAAAAACCAACGGAAACAAACUCGAAAUGUUGGAGAAAUUAAUUUUGGACAAGUAUUUGGAACAGAAGUCCGAUCCUUUAGUGGGCACGAUCGAACCUUCCAUGUACUUGGGACGCUUCGAUUGGGACAUAAACGUUCUACCCACAGACAUUCGACCCUACGCCAAGGAGUGCAUAAACAACCUCAUCAACGUGCAUUCGGAAGUCAAUAACAUUUCCACGGGCCUUCUAAACAGCAUAUUGGUGAAGAUAGUGGAGACCAUCGCCGAAGAAUUGUACAGGUUAAUGUCGUGCGUACAGAAAUUCAGCAAAGAGGGCGCGCAACAGGCCAGGAUCGACAUCGAAGCCUUGCAGGAUGUAUUUCAGGAUUAUACUUCGGACAACGCGCAAGGUUAUUUCAAAGAGGCUCUAGCGCACGUGCCUAACUUAGACGGGGCCCAAAUGGCCUUGGUUCAAGACAUUUUGAAGCAAUGUAAAGCUAAAAUGAAGACGCAAAUUUUGUGUUUAAAGAAGCGUUGAAAUUUUGAGAUUUAGAGCAAGCUUAAACUUAUACCGUAACUAUUAUUAAUAUAGAAUUAUUGUUAUUUAAAAUAGG
Phyllotreta striolata is the source of this 2886-nucleotide messenger RNA. The record is from the annotation of a GenBank genome assembly. Lineage: Eukaryota; Metazoa; Arthropoda; Insecta; Coleoptera; Chrysomelidae.